AUGGUAGACGAUGUGAGAGGAUACGAUAUUCCACUCAUUACAUUUAUUCUCAAGAAGGUUCACUUGAUUGACACGAAAAUGACACAAGUUGGAGAGAAGUCGUCCAUAAAGGCAAAAAUCAUUGGGUACAUUCAAGCAGACUAUUACAACUUGAAGAUUGCAUCAUGGGAACCAAUUAUUGAACCCUAUGGUAUUGAAUUCUUCUUUAGAAGAAAACCCACUUCCAAGUCUACAACAGCAACCAUUGAUCGUUUCGAAAUUAGAGAUUUAGACAUUCCAAAAUACAAACAAUUGUAUCAUUUGGAAGAAUUUGAUGGACUUUUAUUGAAUGUUACUCAAUCCAUGAUUAACACAGUGUCAUCAACAGCUAAACUUUGGAAAGAAGAAUUCUACACUGAGACUAAAGUAUCAAAGAAAUUUGAUCCAUAUUGCAUUCGUAAUCAUACAGGACAUGUCAUCAAGCUCAUUUUCCCUUACAAUACACAGCUUCAAAAAGCAGAUGUGUACGAAAUUGGAACAGGUCAAGAAGUCAACUUUUCACUUCCAGAAGAUAAGGCUCGAGGAGCGUUGCAUGCCAUUACCGUAGAUGUGCCAGGAUUUAACAAGCUUCAAUUAGAGUUGAAACAAACUGGAAAGCAACAUAUUAAGAACACUCGAAAUGAAAUUUGUAUGGUUGACAAUGAUUUAAUCGAAGGAAGAAAAAUUAUUACCAUAAGCUCGGGCAUGCAGAUACGAAACAUGUGCAAUAUUUCUUGGGAAAUUGGAUCUCUCAAUAUUGGAAAUAAGAGCAUCACACGAUUUGGUGUGAUUGCUCCUAAAGAAUAUAUGGGUAUUCCUGUAACAAGCAUACCAGAAGAUAUUCUGUGUAUUCGACCAGUAUUUCAUACGAAACAAAAAGACGAGGAAUCAUCAUCAUCUCAACAACAAGGAACAUCCAACCAAACCACCCCUGUAGCUACCAAUUAUCAAUGGAGUGUUCCUUCUGGAGGCUUGAAAUUUACAGAACUACUCAAACUCUACAAGGGCUCCAAGAACGUUACCAUUCCAAACACCUCUGGACCCAACAUGUUUGCCAUUGUAAGAACCAACUUUGCACUCGAAACUGAUUAUCAAGAAUUUAGACAAAAGUACUCGGAGGUACCACUACUUUUCCAACGAUUCUAUUGCACUUUGGAUAUUAAGCCUCCACUCUCCAUUGACAAUACUCUCGGAAAAGCCAUCGAUUACACUCUCUUUUCACAGCAAUCACAAAAUCCUAAUACUCGAACAAUCGUCCAAGAAGGAACCAUGGCCAAAGGAGAACGUAUUUUCAUUUACUCUGCCGAAAUGAAUAACAACAUUUUACUCAAAGUCAAAAUGGGAAGAGAAUGGAUUGCAAAAGAACUUGCUCUCAUUCACCUUGUUAAGCGAGAGAGCGGUAAUAACCAAAGUAGUAGUGGCAUGUCACUUCAACACUCAACACAUGUUACUCUCGAGAAUUCUACGAACAAUAUUUCCAGAAUUUACAUUGACUACUCGGAAGGAAAUACAUUGGCCUAUCGAGAAAUUGUUCUCUUCUCACCCUAUUGGAUUGUGAAUCAUACGGGAGAAAUUGUGGCUGUGAAAACAUCAAAAGAUCGCUAUUCCAUAACGCCUGGAGACUCUUUAAUGUAUUCAGAAGCGUAUGAUCGUGAAAAGAUUGCCAUCAUGGUUGACAACUCUGGAGCAAGUACCAAUUUCUCACUCACCAACGUUGGUACCAGUGGUAACUUUGCAGUUUCUUCUGACACUAGAAAGUAUUCCAUUGGCUACUUUAUUUCGUUGGGAGAAGGCAAAUUUUACAGAACUAAAGUAUUGACUCUUAGUCCUCGAUAUGUCAUUGUGAAUUCUACAGAUGAGAAGAUUGUUAUUCGGCAAUGUUUCACAAAUAAUGAUCAUUUGGUCGUUCCCAUUGAAGUGGAGCCCAAUACCAAUGUGAAUUAUUAUUGGAAGGAAUUGGAAGUGAAUGAACCUCAAAUUUCAGUGAAAGUGGCAUCCAAUGACAAGAUUGCAUGGUCAGCUCCAUUCAAUACCAAUGCCCUCGGAGAAACCUUCCUCAAAUUGAAACAUGAAGAUUAUCCUAAUAGACCUAUCGGAUUGCUCUUAUCGGUGGACGUUCAAGAAACACAAGGAACUGUAUUCUUAAUGAUUCAAAAGCCAAAGAAGCCACCCUAUCUGAUUGACAAUCAACUCGAUGAAGAUGUUUUCUUUGCUCAAAAGGGAGUUGAAAAAUGGUGGACAGUGAAACCACUCCAAAUGACUCCCUAUGUUUGGGAUGACAAUAAGGGCGCUCAUGGCCUUCAGCUUCGUAUUGGAAAUGUAAUUAUUAAGGACGACAUUGACAUUGAUCGAAUUGGUAAAGACAAGAGAAUCAAGUUGGGAUCCAAAGGAAUGGCCUAUCUUCGAGUGAAACCAGUGGGUCCAACCAGAGUUUUAAUUUUAACCAAAGAAAAACUACAAAGUGUGAACAAACUCAUUACACAAAGCUUUAAAUUGAAGCGAAAGAGACGAUCCACACAAGGAGAAAAUAUCAAACCUCUCAUUAAGCAUGUGUCAAGCAUCGGUUCUUCCAUGCAAAGUUCAACUGCCUCAGAAGGUCAAAUUAGCGAUUUCACAGAGGAAGAAGAAGAAGAGUUCAAUCAAUUCAUGCUCGCAGAAAUUAAUCAAAUUGGAAUUUCAUUUAUUGACAACACUCCAAGUGAAGUGGCCUACAUGUUACUGGGUGGACUUACCUUGCGGUAUGCCACCACCGACAAGCAUCAAUUUAUUGAAACACUCCUGUAUCGGUUGCAAUUAGAUCAUCAAGAUUACAAUGCUACUUACCCUGUCAUUCUGUGUAACAUUAACGAGCCUGGACAAGAAUUUCUUCACUUUAGCAUGUGUCGAUCUAUUGAAAAUAACACCAACGUCAAUACCUUCCCAUACAUGUCGAUCACAUGCGAGAAGCACGUUGUGAAAUUGAUUACAUUUUUAUUUCCAAAUUUGUGA
Molecule: messenger RNA, 3006 nt
Organism: Naegleria lovaniensis
Lineage: Eukaryota; Heterolobosea; Eutetramitea; Acrasida; Naegleriidae
Exons: 1
Coding region: 1-3006 (1001 amino acids)
Biological process (GO): protein retention in Golgi apparatus; protein targeting to vacuole
Cellular component (GO): extrinsic component of membrane
Source: RefSeq, a predicted model, not a curated record